Molecule: messenger RNA, 8697 nt
Organism: Betta splendens (Siamese fighting fish)
Lineage: Eukaryota; Metazoa; Chordata; Actinopteri; Anabantiformes; Osphronemidae
Gene: celf2
Product: cugbp, Elav-like family member 2
Exons: 13
Coding region: 635-2215 (526 amino acids)
Biological process (GO): mRNA splice site recognition; regulation of alternative mRNA splicing, via spliceosome
Cellular component (GO): ribonucleoprotein complex; nucleus; cytoplasm
Molecular function (GO): mRNA 3'-UTR binding
Source: RefSeq, a predicted model, not a curated record
ACGUUUUGUGCUGUAAAAUCUCUUCAUCUUUAAUUGUGUGAAUAAUUAGACGUUUUACAUUUUUUCCCUGGUGGCCGCAGUUAAAUGUAAUGACUAUGGUUGUAUAAUCAUAUAUAUAUAUAAAAACAGGAUUUUCUCAUAUUGUGCUGAAAGCGUGAGAAAAUCAAAGGCGUCCGUGCCCCUAAUGGUCGCAGACGCGCUCCGGUUGGAGGCGUCCGCGGCUGAGGAGCCCUAACAGUUAAAGAUCAGCUGCAGCGUUGUGCGCCACGCCUCCCGCACUCGGCACCUGGUUCUCGCGCAGCCCGUCGGUUGCGCUGUUGCGGAGCGGAUUUUCAGACAGGACCGGCGGAAGAGACAAGCACCGGAGGGGGGGGAGAGGAAGAGACACGCGAAUGGGGGCGAGGACGAAGAGAAUGUGACAACUGCUGGAUGCGGACAGAGCGCGUGCGGCUGCCUACACUGCCUUUGGGGAGGCCUCGGCUCGUGCACCUGUCCCUCUCCGUCUCCGCGGCCAGGCGCAGUUUGGGCGAGAGCGACGCUCCUUUAUUUAUCAGGCAGCGGCGCGGGCGCGCACACACGCACACACUCACGCGACACCACGCGCACUCGGAUCGAGCCAGGGCAGGCGGGCAACAUGACUUCAUCCUACAAUCUGGAUUUUCUGCCCGAAAUGAUGGUGGAGAGCCGCCUGCUCGUUCCCGGGGACAGACUUAACGGCACAGCCGGGAAGAUGAACGGGGCGCUGGAGCAUUCGGACCAGCCUGAUCCGGACGCCAUCAAGAUGUUUGUGGGCCAGAUCCCGCGCUCCUGGUCAGAGAAGGAGCUGAAGGAGCUUUUCGAGCCUUACGGAGCCGUCUACCAGAUCAACAUCCUCCGGGACCGCAGCCAGAACCCUCCACAGAGUAAAGGCUGCUGUUUUGUCACGUUUUACACAAGGAAAGCUGCCCUUGAAGCCCAGAAUGCGCUGCACAACAUAAAGACCUUAACAGGGAUGCACCAUCCCAUUCAGAUGAAGCCCGCAGACAGUGAGAAAUCUAACGCGGUGGAGGACAGGAAGCUGUUCAUCGGCAUGGUGUCGAAGAAGUGCAACGAGAACGACAUCCGGGUCAUGUUCUCUGCGUUCGGACAGAUCGAGGAGUGCCGGAUCCUCCGAGGGCCCGACGGACUCAGUAGAGGAUGUGCGUUUGUUACGUUUUCCACCAGAGCUAUGGCACAGAAUGCAAUCAAAGCCAUGCACCAGUCUCAGACCAUGGAGGGCUGCUCGUCUCCCAUCGUUGUGAAGUUCGCCGACACGCAGAAGGACAAGGAGCAGCGACGUCUGCAGCAGCAGCUGGCGCAGCAGAUGCAGCAGCUCAACAGUGCGACCACCUGGGGGAGCCUGACGGGCCUGGGUGGCCUCACCCCACAGUAUCUGGCUUUGCUUCAGCAGGCGGCCUCCUCCGGUAACCUGGGAACCUUCAGCGGGAUCCAGCAGAUGGCCGGUAUGAGUGCUCUGCAGUUGCAGAACCUGGCCACAUUAGCAGCGGCGGCGGCGGCGGCCCAAAACUCAGCCAGCCCCUCCACCGCAAACCCCCUGUCCUCCAACGCCGCCUCCCUGGGAGCGUUGGCCAGCCCAGCCGCGGGCACCACAGCCAGCUCCAAUGCCGGCGCCAUGAACUCUCUGACCUCUCUGGGCACCCUGCAGGGUCUGGCAGGCGCGACCGUGGGCCUGAACAACAUUAAUGCACUAGCAGGUAGCGUCAACAUUGCUCAAAUGCUCUCAGGUAUGGCGGCCCUAAACGGAGGCCUGGGCGGCGCAGGCCUCACCAACGGGACGGCGGGCACCAUGGACGCGCUCACGCAGGCCUACUCAGGGAUCCAGCAGUACGCCGCCGCCGCGCUGCCCACCCUCUACAGCCAGUCCCUGCUGCAGCAGCAAGGGGCCGCCGGCAGCCAGAAAGAGGGUCCCGAAGGCGCCAACCUGUUCAUCUACCACCUGCCCCAGGAGUUCGGAGACCAGGACAUACUGCAGAUGUUCAUGCCUUUCGGAAACGUGGUCUCUGCCAAAGUCUUCAUCGACAAACAGACAAACCUUAGCAAGUGCUUCGGCUUCGUCAGCUACGACAAUCCGGUGUCGGCCCAGGCGGCCAUCCAGGCCAUGAACGGCUUCCAGAUCGGCAUGAAGCGGCUGAAGGUGCAGCUGAAGCGCUCCAAGAACGACAGCAAACCGUACUGAUCUUAGCACUAGGGUCUAUCUGCUCCCCAGGUUAGCACUGCUAGGGUAAGUCCCCCCACAAAAAAAGUGAAAAUGAAAAAAGAAGACAAAAAAAAACAAAAACAAAGCAACAGCAAACCGAGCCACGACCUCUACACAGGGACUGGGGGGUGGGGGAGUGGAGGGGAGGAUGUGGGAGGGAGGGGGAGACGACCUACAACCACCCUGAGGGAGACACACGCCUUUUAGUUUUUUUUUUUACUUGUUUUCUUGUUUUUUGAAGAUUUUUAUGUUAGCUUUCAAGUAUUAUUUAUUACAAUUUUCUUUUUUUCUUUUUGACACACAUGAACGCUUCCAUUACCACCAUUACUUUGUGGAUUUUUGUUCUUUUUACAAUGGAAGGAAGUAGCUAUCUUGUUUAAAGCUUAUCAGUUUUUUCUGACACAGUGAUUAUUUAUACAUUUUUGAGAACUAGUUGCAGCCAGAGCUGAGGUAAAGACAAAGGAGCCACGAUUCCUCUCUUUUUCUUUUUCCUCUCUCUCUCUCUCUCUCUCUCUCUCUCUCUCUUUCUCUCGUUGUGAACCUUAGGCCUGGCGGACGGUUCUUUUGUUUUUGAUUUUUUUGAAGCGCACACUGAUAUGCACAUUCGACCUUUGACCUCCGCGGUGUUGGUUGCAGGCCGCCGCUGCUUCUCCGAACCCCCUCUAUGCCUGCUGGCAACCCGGGAGCAAAGGCUGCAAAACGUUAGUGGCCUCUUUUUCAGUCUAGUCAGUGCCGACGUCAGCCUGCAGUACAGUUACGCUCCACCGUUACAAGAAGGAGGAAAAACAAACUCACUCCCGUUACAUCUUAUUAUUUAUGUGAAAAGCUCAAAAAACACUUUUUUUGUUACUCAGAAGAUGAGAAAACAAUUAGUAACUACUUUUCUGGGUCAGAUCACAUUGGUCUUUGUUGUGAAAGGGAUUUACAGCAUUUUAGAACAUUCACAAAAUACCAUCUAGAAUUUGAUGAAGGCUAUAAUAACAUUAAUCAUAAGAGUUUAUGGGUCAAGGGGUUCACUGAAAAUACUUGAUGUUUGUUGAAAGAUUUUAAAAAGAGAAUUCAAAGUACGGAAAGCCACAGGCCUGUAAAUUUUAUUUGUAAAAAAGCAGUUCUAUUUUUAUACAACAUUUUUACUGCCUCAGAUAAAAAAGGAUUUUAUUUAUUGCCUAUCGUUAAGUUAUUGGACUCCUAUAAAGUAUUCAGUAUCAUUAAGUAGACCCUUGUGGAGACGUCCGUGGUUUUGGGUUCUCCGGUGUUUUUCAUGUUUUUUCAGUGCAGAAGUUACAAAACACUCCGCCACCAUCCGCCCGCACCCACUCUGUGUCAUUCAUUCAUCCAUCCGUUCAUUCAUGAACACACACGCGUCUCUGUGCUGUUCACCCAUCCAUCCAUCCAUCCAUCCUCCUUUCACCACUCUCUCCUUCUCUCCACCGUAGUCGGACUACUUCUUCAUUUGUCAAAUUUCUCCCUUUUUCCUCCUCGCGUUUUUUAAAAAAAACUUUUUUUUAACAAUUUUUUUGUUGUCAGUGUUUCCGUAUUUCGUUUGUUCGUAGCCCCUCCCCGCCCCCACCCACCCUUUGUAAAAAAUGUAAAAACAGAAAGAAAUGAGAAGUCCCCCCUCCCCCUUUCAAGGAAACAUACGACUAUUUCUCCCAAAUGACACCAUCCAUCUGGGAUCUGAUGGAUAAAGCUUUGGGUGCUCUCUGUUUUUUGUGUGCGCGUGUGUGUGUGUUGUUGCCUGUUAGUGUAGCACUAUAACAUUAACAUAAUUUUUGUCAUUACAAAAAAAAAUGAAAUCAAAGAUAAAAAAUUGCCAAUGAACUCAGUGCGUGGUGUUGCUGUUCUGCCGGUUUGCAUAGUUGUUGUUUGUUCGUUGUUGUUGUUUGUUGUUGUUGUUUCUCUUGAUUUUAAACAAAUGCUGUAGUGGUGUGGUGCUCUGGCUCUCUGUGUGUAACUCUCUCCUCUCCCCUGUUUUUUCUUUCCCCCUUUUAGAACAACCCAUCUCCAUGCCUGUUAGCUCAUCGUUUGCCUAGCAUGUCUCCGUGGCGUCCAAAAAAAAACCUUUUAAACAAUACAAAACAAAAAAAUCCCCACCAAAAAAGUGUCAUCGUCCUCCUCCUCCUCCGUCAUUGUUUUUUCUGAUGUCUUUUCCGAGCUCACCUGAUCAUAACCUGGUUCUCCUCCUCCUCCGCCGCCUACUGACCUUUUGAACUUUGAACUUUUAGCUUUUUUGGACUAUGAUUUUAUUUCUUUAUGUUUCAUGUUUUUUUUUUUGGUUUUCUUUCAGUUUGGGUUUCUUUUUUGCAUGUGACCUCAUUUGAGUCUGUUUUUUGAGAUUGUUUGAGGGCGGGAGGGAGGCGAUACAGCAAGGAAGGGGUGGGCAAGAAAAUGAAUCUAUGUGAAAAAGAUAUAAAGCUGCAUUCAUAUGAAAAACAAAAAAGACUGAGAUAUUUAUUGAAAAACAAAUGUUCUUUUUGAAAAAAAAAAUCAUCAACCUGUGGCUACGUGAGUUUGAUUCAGUAUGUUUUCUUGCAUUUGUUUUGUUCCUUCUUUACUCCUUCCUGUCCGUUUUCCGUUCCUUCUUCAUUUAAAGUAAACUUGAAAGUUCACUACAGGAAUUGGUGCGUCGCCUUGCUUCUGGCGCCGGUGAAAAACUCGAGCACGGGCCAGAAGCAGUCCGCGCCAGUUUCUCUGAGAAAUAAGACUACUUCCAAACAGUUUUGAAUAAAAACUGUCUGAUCAAUAUUAGACUCUCUCAGAGCUCUCUAAUGGUUUUUACAUUUUUCAGGCAGUGUAAAGUUUUUUGAUAAGGCCAUUUUAAGUGGCUCUGUUUCUCAUUCAAAGUCUAUAUAUAGAACCACUUUUUUCUAGAGUAGUUUAAAGGUAAAAAUAAAAAAAGACAUUUGCCCUGUUUGGGGGGGAGAAAUGCUACCUACUUGUGUCACCUUUUGCUGAACUGACUCACAGAUAGACAAUCCGUGGUUUAAAUGCACAUGAUGAAAUGACCUAUAUUUUCUACUGUUUAAAUGUAUAGAGGAAAAAAGUAUUACGAUACCUGUAACCCGCGUUAACGUCGGUGCUUCUCGUGAGUUUAGUUGUGGUUUCAUCAAGUCUAACGGUCUUAAAUGUCUCAUGUUUUUCAAGAGAAAACUAAAAAAUCAGUUUACUUGAACAAUAGACAAAGCCUUUCAUAUUACUAUAAUAGUUACUUUGUUUUGUUUUUUUAAUUUUUUUAAGGAGUCCCUCUUUGCUAAAUUUCUUGUUGGUUGAUUAGCUAUAUAAAAGUCCUAAAAAUAUAUAUAAAUAUAAAUAUAUAUCUAUAUAUAUAUAUAUAUAUACUGUCAGCUUGUGAAGCAUCAAUGUCAUUAUUAUUUUAUUUCUCUCGUGGGAAACAAUAUUUAGAUGUGUUUUGUUGUUCAACAAAAUGUCUUAUAAAGAAAAAAAGACAAGAUCAGUGGAGUUUAGUGCCAAAUUCUGAAGGUACUUCCUGCCUAGCGCGUCAGUGUAUUUCUUGUGAAAUUAUUUGAUAACAUGGGUAUUUUAUUAUAAGUGUUUUGUAUGGAUCCCUCAUAUUUAAAAUAUAGAUUUAAAAAAGAGUUUGUUAACUUGCUAUUCUGUGGUCUUGUUGCCUGAAAAUGUCAUGUUUGCUUUUUUUCUUUGUAAAGAUGUAAAAAAAAAAAAGUGCCCAUGUGUCAUAUAUAUAUAUCUAUAUACACACACACACGGACACACACGCAUACUCUCAUGCAGACCUCACAGUUUACUUUGUUGACGUGCAUGAGAGCCCCUGAGCGUGACAGCCUCUCCAGCGACCGCUACAGCCCGCCGGCGUGCACACACACGCACGCACACACACACACACACACACACAGUCACGCACUGAUAUCUUAGCCAUUGUACAGUACGGCCGCGUUACUCAUCGGAGCCUUACGCCAGAUCUUUGCACUCCUGUUGUCGCCCUGUUAGCGCCUCGCGCACACGUGUCCGGCUUCAGUACGUGUCGUUUUGAUUGUUUCCUUCGCCACAAAAAUUGAGGUGAGAGUCAUCUACGAAGCCUUAUUUCUCCAGAUCCUCUUAUCCCUUUUGUUGGCUUUUAAAUUUUUCCUGAGUUGUAGCCGGCGCCGCUUGUCUCGGCAGCGAGCAUCAUUACUUUUGUGUAUCACCUCAGACGAGCUCUCCGGCUUUCAUGAUGUAAGCACAGGGCAAGAUUCGCUCAUUGGAUCUUUUGAGGAAUAGAAAUAAGCACACUCUGCCACUGGGCCGUCAGAAGACAGGCGCAGGAUGGUCCGGCCCAGCUUUAAGUCGUUGUAAGACUCCGUGUGGCGUAAUCUUGGCUAAAUCGAAAUCGUGUUCAGAUGCCAAAGUGUGUUACCGACAUUCUCAUAGUCAAGCUGUUUACAUGGCACGAUGUUGUCAGUCUAUUCAACUGCCCCCGCUCCCCCUCCCUGAAAGCCUAGUUUACGGUCUGCAAAAAAAGGCAGCAUUAUUUUCUACAGAAGCUCACCAGUCGCCUUAACCAGGGAGCGUUGUAUCAGUAUUAUAAGAGUAGAAGAUGUUGUCAGUCAGUGGCUGUGUGCCAAGUCCAGGUUCACGUCUGUGUAUAGUCAGCCUCCCACUUGUCAGAGUCUGGCUCUCGCCUCUUCCGCCAUUUUGCCCGGAAGACUCGAAAUGGCCGCUGGUGCUCGCGGCGGUGGAAGGAUGGGAGGACGCCGGGCUCUCUGUCUGGCCGUUGUCUCCCAGGCCGAGCUGGUUAUUAGAAGCAGGGCUGUGUGGAGAGACGUCUUAUUGGAAUAGCGACAGGGGAAAUAAAGCGCUUGUUGGUUGGAGUGGAAGGGGUCACGUCUGCAGGUCCACACAGGCAAAACAACAGCCGCCGUCGAGAUGAAGGCAAUACAGCUUUCAUUAUCCUCCCGAAGACCGAGCCCACUGCCCGACUUUGUGUGGGAGGCCGGCACACUUUAUCUCCUUUUCUUUCCUAAAUGCAGUACACACACACACACACACACACACACACACGCGUGCGCCGUGCCACAAACAGCCAUAGCCGCCCGUGCGGAAGCGGCUUCCCGACCGGCGCGCGUGCAGGUCCCGCCUCUCAUUCGUCCGGAAUCGCCCCAAAUUCCCCCGAUCUCGCCGAGCGUCGUCCAGUGUGAAGCGUCCCGUGUCCGUUGUCAGUGUCGAAGCACAAGAGGGUCGUAGAAGCAGAGCUCCUGUCGAGCGGCUCACCUCAGGGGCUGUCAUCACCAAUGCUCGUUGUAAUCUUCCUAUCUCGUCACUGUUCACUUCUCUGUUCUCCUUCUUUCUUAAUUAUCUUAAGUGCUAUUUAUCAAACAAUGAAAUCUGAAAGGAAAAAAAAAAGAUCUUGUCGUUUCUUUGCAUUAUGGCUUAUGUCGAGUUUUUUGAGGAAAAAUGUUUUGUGUGUUCUCUCUUUACGUGGCGUAAAACGGAGCUUGUUGUCUGUAGAAAUGAUCCAGUUUUUAUUUUUUUUGUUUCUGUUUCUUUCGAUUCUCAAAAAGGUUUUCAGUAGUUUCAAAGUUAUUGUCUUGAGAGAAGCCAAAGUCAAUGCAUUUCAGUGGAUCCUGUAAGCGUGAUGUAUGUUUGUUUGACAACACUUGGAAAUCUGUCACUGGAUGGGAUUUAAAAAGUACAAAAAAUGCAGGCUUUCCUAUUUCUACAACUGAUUGUACUUAUGCAUUUUGUACCAGUGGAAUUUUUUAUACUGGAGAUUAAAGGAUACAACAAAAAACUCUUAGAAAACUCGCUGUCUGGCCUGGUGGUGUGGCCUGACCCUGACUGGUCCCCGAGUAUGAUUUCUAGCUGGUAUGAAGAAAGUUGGCUUUUGAUAUCAGAUUUUCUAGAAGAUCUUUGGCUUUAUUUCUUUCACUUCUUUUUCCUCACUUGAGUGUUGUUCUUUCUUUCUUUCUUUCUUUCUUUCUUUCUUUCUUUCUUUCUUUCUUUCUUUCUUUCUUUCUUUCUUUCUUUCUUUCUUUCUUUCUUUCUUUCUUUCUUUCUUUCUUUCUUUCUUUCUUUCUUUCUUUCUUUCUUUCUACCUUCCUUUCUUUCUACCUUCCUUUCUUUUGUUCUUUCUUUGUUUUCCCGUAAACGGAGGGUAGGUGAGUGUCAGACCUUUGCUUUAUAAAUAGUUCUAGCAAGUUUGUCUAUACAACAGCGGUAAGUUUCAUUUGACUUCUGUAUUGUGCCGUCUACACGAUAAGACAAUUAUAGAAAAAGAAGGAAUAGAAAUAUUUAGUCACCUUCAGUGGAUUAAUGUAUUAGUUUAAUAAAGAGAUCAACUAAUUAGACUUUUUUGCUUUUAGCUGUUUAGACUUUUCCGGUUUCUCUGUCCUUCUCUGUGAACUAACUGUGUAGCUGAAGCAGUCAGAAUUAUUUUUGUAAACGUAUGUUCUUGUGUGAUGCAGUUUUUUGCUUCUGUCUCCUAUAUUAAACCAUUUUUCCUAAUA